CUUUGCAGUUGAAUGAUUCCUUUUAAAUUGUGUAUCACAUUUUGUUGUGAUUUCUGUAGAUAAACCGACUGUUGGAAGGGGGUUGGAACCUUUUCCUUAAAAUUAAAAUUAAAUACAUAAAAAUAAACAGCUUUGCAGCAGAUCUGUACUCCUUGUAUAUAGCGGAUACUGUUACAGUAAUAGAUGACUAAUAAAAAACACCAAUCAAAUCAUACAAAAAUUAAGAAAAAGAUUCACAGUUUUUUCACUCUUCUUUGAGUUCAUAAAUUUGAGGGUCUUAAACAACAUCCCACUUGACAUGACUAUCAUUAUUGUUCUUUAAACGUGUUUCCUAUUUUACUGUUUUUACCGUGUGAGUUUGAAAGUGUCUUCAGAGUGUUGAAUGUGUUGUAUUUUGUUGUUGUUGUUGUUUGUAGUAUUACACAAUAUAUAACUUGUGUGAGUAGAAGAAUAAAUGUGUAAGAGAUUCUUGGAGCAAUCCGUCUUUUAGAGAUUGAUUGAAGUACACUGUGAUGACGUAAGCAACAGGUCGACCGGUGUCCUCGCGGCUGCUCUCAUGUUCUCCGCAAGCCUGCAAUUCUCUCCUCACCGCUGGGGCGCGUGCAUCCUGUGAGCCUCCCCGUGUCAUCACACACACACACGCCCGGAGCUCGAGCUGCCGCACGAGACCACUGCAGCAAACAACUCGUGCUUCAGGAGGACGUUGUCGGACAGAAAACAAGAGUGAAGGAGCAGCGGACCUACUUAGACAAACGUCCUCCAGGUAUUUUGUACUGUUGCCCUUUCCAUGGAGGUCAGGGGUCAUAGUGCAACAGUGCUGGAGCUGAGAUCAAUGAUUCUUCAGCAGGAAAGAAGUGAAGACUGAACAUCUGUUCCUCACGUGCAGGUGCAGCAGCCAAGAGUCCUGCCUUUUUUUCCCCUCUGUCCUCUCGCUGUCCUCUCCUUUCCUCAUCCUUCUUCUCUCUCUUUCUCUCCUCUUGCUCGCUCUCUAUCUCUGUCAUGUUGGGCUGUGAGUUGAGUGUCAGCCCAUGACCAGACUGAAGCUGGGGAAGUUAAAGGUGGUGCGGCGGCAGCUGCUGCAAAGAUAUGAACACCAGCCGUUUGUCUCUUGUCUGGCUGGACUCUAUGGUUGCCAAUGGAGACGAUACCAAAGAGCCAGAGCACAACCAGGAGAGUGCUGCUGCAGCAAGGUGGAGUGUGGCAGUUUUGGCCUCCUGAUUCUCACCUUCUUCCUGAGUUUUGUUUUCCUGUAUUUCUGGAGUGAAGCUCAGAAUGACUACAAUGACUUUGACUGGUUUAACUUUGGGACUCUUGGCUUCUGGUUUCCCUGGUCCCUGGUCCUGCUGGUUGUUGCUGCUGCUCUCUUCACAUACAUUGCUCUGCUACUGGUGCUAGCAGUGUGUCUGCUUUCUGAGGGUCAGAGGCUUUACCUACACUGGAGCCACAAGACUGGCAUUGUGGUGACAUUGGCGUUCUCCGUCAUAGCCACCGCCAUCCUGUCUGACCUCUGGAGCAAAGAAUGGAAGACGCUGCUCCUGUCUCUGCAGGUGACGGCGCCUUUCCUCCACGUGGCUGCAGUGUCACUAAUGGCCAUCCUCUCCUGGCCAAUAGCAUUACACUUCUUUCGUAUGAACAGGAAAGUGCGUCAGGUGGCUGUCCUGGGUCUUUUCCUGUCUGUGUUGUUCUCUCUCUACCUGGUCCCACUGGGAAUGUACUCACCCUGCAUUAAAGAAGCAGGAAUGCUGGGACCGGCCCCAAUGCUCAUCGGACACAGAGGAGCUCCAAUGCUUGCUCCUGAGAACACUGUGAUGUCAUUUGAGAAGGCAGUGGAAGUUGGGGGAGAAGGACUGGAGACUGAUGUCACCAUCAGUUAUGAUGGUGUUCCCUUCCUAAUGCAUGACUCCACUCUGAGAAGAACCACUAACGUUGCUGAGGUUUUCCCAAACCGAACACAUCUCGAUGCCUCCAUGUUCACCUGGGCUGAACUGCAGCAGCUGAAUGCUGGUGACUGGUUCUUAUCGAGAGAUCCAUUUGGCACAGUGUCCUCCCUGUCUGAGUUGGACCUCUCCCAGGCCCAGAACCAGUCUGUACCCUCACUUUCCCAGUUUCUGGAGGUGGCAGCUCGUAGCAGCAAAAUUGUGUUGUUUGACCUGCGUAGGCCACCAUAUGGACAUCCUUAUAGUGAGUCAUACAUCAACACCACACUGCAGGUGGUGCAAGCGCACAUCAACUCCUCACAGGUGUUGUGGCUACCAUCUGAGGACAGGGAGUUGGUCCAGGCGGUUGACCCAGAUUUACAGCAGACCUCUGGGGUAAAAGCUUCAAUUCAAGAGCUGAGAGACGGCCACAUCACCAAACUGAACCUGCACUAUAGCACCAUGUCUCAACAACAGAUCAGUAAAUACCGGUCAGUGAACAUCAGCACUAACCUGUAUGUGAUCAGUCAGCCGUGGCUCUACACUCUGGCCUGGUGUGCAGGAGCUCACUCUGUCACCACCAACUCCAUCCACAUCCUGUCCAACACUAACAAGCCACUCUUCCUCAUGACUCCUGAUGAAUAUAGUCUGAUGUGGAUUCUGACCGAUGCCGCGUCUGCCUUCCUCAUCAUGGUCAUUUUCAUAUUCCAUUGGUGGAGAGAGAGAGGUCUGCCUUUCUGGUCUGGCAGCCGUCAGACUCAUGAGAACGGGCCGUACAGCAAGUUUAGGACAGACUCUUGGGAGGUCAUCUGUGUUCGCUGGAGCCCCCUCCACUCUGACCCUCCUGCUGGAGCCUUCAUCUCCCUCCCCUUGGUCUUCAACCCAUGAGUCCCUGCAUGUCAGUCCCUCAGGAAUCUUGUAUGAACCCCAAACCCUGUUUGACUUUCACCAGCUCACAUCAAGAUCUAUGUUGUUAAACGACACCUCGAAUCAUCAGAACAGACAGUCUUUCCAUCAUUUAAGAUUUAAAUCACUUCACUUAGUGAGCAACAGCAAAGGAUGCAGAAAAUGUGAACA
Molecule: messenger RNA, 2993 nt
Organism: Solea senegalensis (Senegalese sole)
Lineage: Eukaryota; Metazoa; Chordata; Actinopteri; Pleuronectiformes; Soleidae
Gene: gdpd4a
Product: glycerophosphodiester phosphodiesterase domain containing 4a
Exons: 18
Coding region: 1029-2804 (591 amino acids)
Biological process (GO): lipid metabolic process
Cellular component (GO): membrane
Molecular function (GO): glycerophosphodiester phosphodiesterase activity
Source: RefSeq, a predicted model, not a curated record